AUGGCGGUCAAGGUGCAGACAACCAAGCGAGGUGAUGCUCAUGAGUUAAGAAACAUAUUCUUACAGUAUGCCAGUACUGAAGUCGAUGGAGAACAUUAUAUGACCCCGGAGGACUUUGUCCAGCGCUAUCUUGGACUGUAUAAUGAUCCAGAUAGUAAUCCGAAGAUUGUUCAGCUCUUGGCAGGAGUAGCUGAUCAAACCAAGGAUGGGUUGAUCUCCUAUCAAGAGUUUUUGGCAUUUGAAUCUGUUUUAUGUGCUCCAGAUUCCAUGUUCAUAGUGGCUUUCCAAUUGUUUGACAAGAGUGGAAAUGGAGAGGUGACAUUUGAAAAUGUCAAAGAAAUUUUUGGACAGACUAUUAUUCAUCAUCAUAUCCCUUUUAACUGGGAUUGUGAAUUUAUCCGACUGCAUUUUGGGCAUAAUCGGAAGAAGCAUCUUAACUACACAGAAUUCACACAGUUUCUCCAGGAGCUACAAUUGGAACAUGCAAGACAAGCCUUUGCACUGAAAGACAAAAGCAAAAGCGGCACGAUUUCUGGUCUGGAUUUCAGUGACAUCAUGGUUACCAUUCGGUCUCACAUGCUUACUCCCUUUGUGGAGGAGAACUUAGUUUCAGCAGCUGGAGGAAGUAUCUCACAUCAAGUUAGCUUCUCCUACUUCAAUGCAUUUAACUCCUUGCUGAAUAACAUGGAGCUUGUUCGUAAGAUAUAUAGCAUUCUAGCUGGCACAAGGAAAGAUGUGGAAGUCACAAAGGAGGAGUUUUCCCAGAAUGCAAUACGGUAUGGACAAGUCACCCCACUAGAAAUUGAUAUCCUAUACCAACUUGCAGACUUAUAUAAUGCUACAGGGCGCUUGACUUUGGCAGAUAUUGAGAGAAUAGCUCCGUUGGCUGAGGGGGCCUUACCUUACAACCUGGCAGAACUUCAGAGACAGCAAUCUCAUGGUUUAGGCAGGUCUGUCUGGCUCCAGGUUGCCGAGUCUGCUUACAGAUUCACUCUGGGCUCAGUUGCUGGAGCCGUGGGAGCCACUGCAGUAUAUCCUAUAGAUCUGGUGAAGACCCGCAUGCAAAACCAGCGUGGCACUGGCUCUGUGGUGGGAGAGCUGAUGUACAAAAACAGCUUUGACUGUUUUAAGAAAGUCUUGCGUUAUGAGGGCUUCUUUGGACUCUACCGGGGCCUGAUACCACAACUUAUAGGGGUUGCUCCAGAAAAGGCUAUUAAACUGACCGUUAAUGAUUUUGUUCGGGACAAAUUCACCAAAAGAGAUGGUUCCAUUCCACUUUUUGCAGAAAUCCUUGCUGGAGGUUGUGCUGGCGGCUCUCAGGUCAUCUUUACCAACCCACUGGAGAUUGUAAAGAUUCGGUUGCAGGUGGCUGGGGAGAUCACCACAGGGCCCAGGGUCAGUGCCCUCAACGUGCUCCGAGACCUGGGACUUUUUGGUUUGUAUAAGGGUGCCAAAGCGUGUUUCCUCCGAGACAUUCCCUUCUCUGCCAUCUAUUUUCCUGUGUAUGCUCACUGCAAACUGCUUCUGGCUGAUGAAAACGGACGCGUGGGAGGUGCAAAUCUGCUGGCAGCUGGAGCCAUGGCAGGUGUGCCUGCCGCUUCUCUGGUGACCCCGGCUGAUGUCAUCAAGACAAGACUGCAAGUGGCUGCCCGUGCUGGCCAGACCACAUACAGUGGUGUCAUCGACUGUUUCAGGAAGAUACUCCGGGAAGAAGGGCCCUCAGCUUUUUGGAAAGGAACAGCAGCCCGAGUGUUUCGGUCCUCUCCCCAGUUUGGUGUUACCUUGGUCACCUAUGAACUUCUCCAGCGGUGGUUUUACGUUGACUUUGGAGGCCUCAAACCCUCUGGCUCCGAACCCACACCUAAGUCACGUAUCGCAGACCUUCCUCCUGCCAAUCCCGAUCACAUCGGUGGAUACAGACUCGCCACAGCCACUUUUGCUGGCAUUGAAAACAAGUUUGGCCUUUAUCUCCCCAAAUUUAAAUCUCCUAGUGGCCCUGUGGCUCAGUCAAAGCCAGUGGCAGCAGCUCAGUGA
Messenger RNA from Pipistrellus nathusii (Nathusius's pipistrelle), 2034 nucleotides. NCBI's taxonomy places the organism in Eukaryota, Metazoa, Chordata, Mammalia, Chiroptera, Vespertilionidae. The record is from the annotation of a GenBank genome assembly.